Molecule: messenger RNA, 1428 nt
Organism: Melampsora larici-populina 98AG31
Lineage: Eukaryota; Fungi; Basidiomycota; Pucciniomycetes; Pucciniales; Melampsoraceae
Exons: 7
Coding region: 1-1428 (475 amino acids)
Biological process (GO): biosynthetic process
Molecular function (GO): pyridoxal phosphate binding; L-alanine:2-oxoglutarate transaminase activity
Source: RefSeq, a predicted model, not a curated record
AUGCUUGCAGAAACAACCCAGAUGACAACUCCAAAUACGAUAACUCCUUCUCUUUCCAUCGACAACAUCAACCCAGCCGUAGUUCAAGCCCAAUAUGCUGUCCGUGGUGAAGUAGCCGUUAGGGCUGAGGAGAAUAACAUUGGUAACCCCCAAGAUAUGGGUCAAAAGCCUAUCACGUUUAAUCGUCAAGUAGCAGCUUUAACGGAAUUACCAAGUUUGAUGGACCUUGAAGAGCUUAACUUCCCAACAGACGUCGUCCAACGUGCCAAAGAGCUCUUAGAGGCCAUGGGAGGAAGCAUUGGGGCAUACAGUGCUUCCAAAGGACUUGCAUACAUCCGUGGACAUGUUGCUGAAUUCCUCGCAGAACGCGACGGUGGAGUUGAGGCCGACCCAGAGUUGAUCUACCUUACAACUGGUGCUUCUUCCGGCGUAAAGGCAAUCUUGCAACUAAUCCUCGCAUCAGAGCAAGAUGGAGUUAUGAUUCCUAUCCCACAAUACCCACUUUACUCGGCUACUCUUGCUCUUCAAAAAGCUCACCAAGUGCCGUAUCAGCUUUUAGAAGAAAAACAAUGGGAACCUGAUCUAGAAUCUCUUGAAGAGGUUAUAAAGAAAGCAGCUGCUGAGGGUACACGUACUAGAGCGAUGGUGCUCAUCUCACCAGGAAAUCCUGUGGGAAAUGUCCUCAGUCUUGAGGCUAUGAAUGAGAUCAUCAGAUUCUGCGCUUCUCAUAACUUAGUCUUGAUAGCAGAUGAAGUUUAUCAGGCAAAUAUAGCCAAUCAUGUUUUGAAGAAAUUUGUUUCUUUCAAACGGGCCCUCUCAACCCAUCCUGAUGAGGAACUUCGAACACAAGUACCAUUAGUGAGCUUACAUUCGAUCUCAAAGGGUCAAACGGGUGAAUGUGGUCGUAGAGGAGGAUUCUUAGAGAUUGUCAACUUUCCUAAACCUGUGCAAGAACAACUAACCAAGCUGGCUUCAAUCGACCUUUGUCCACCGAUUCAAGGACAAAUCGGUGUUGAUGUAUUGGUCCGUCCACCUAAACCUGGAGAACCCAGUUAUAAAAAGUGGUAUAAAGAGACACGUACAAUUCAAAAGAACAUGAACAAGAAUGCAGCUCAACUUUCAAAAGUCUUUCAAUCUACUUCUAAAAUGUCUUCAUCUGAAGCUCAGGGUGCCAUGUAUCUCUUCCCACAAAUUGAACUUCCCAAGAAAGCUAUAGAAGCUGCUCAAAAAGCUGGAAAGGAACCUGACUUAUUUUACUGUUUGGAACUUCUUGAAAGAGCUGGUAUUUGUGUGGUACCCGGUUCAGGAUUCGGUCAAGCUGAGAAUACUACACAUUUCCGUACCACUUUCCUUGGUGAUCAAACUGAUGAAUUUGUCAAACGCUUCACCAAGUUUCAUGCAGAAUUUCUUGAAAGAUACAAGGAUUGA